AUGACAAUCCAGCUCAUAGACACCCAAGGUGUCCGCGUCGCAAUUGAAGGCUGCGGCCAUGGCCAACUACACGCCAUCUACGCUUCAAUUGACGAGUCCUGCAAAGCGCGAGGCUGGGACGGCGUCGACGUCGUCCUCAUUGGCGGCGACUUCCAAGCCGUGCGCAACGCCGCGGACCUAAACUCCAUGGCCGUGCCCGUCAAGUACCGAGAGCUCGGCGACUUCCCCGAGUAUUAUAGCGGCCGCAGCAAGGCGCCCUACCUAACGCUUUUCAUCGGCGGGAACCACGAGGCCGCUUCGCACCUCUGGGAGCUGUACUACGGGGGCUGGGUGGCGCCUAAUAUCUUCUACCUGGGCCCGGCGAACGUCUUGCGUGUGGGCCCGCUGAGGAUCGCGGGCAUGACUGGUAUCUGGAAGGGAUUUGAUUACAAGAAGACGCAUCAUGAGAGGUUGCCGUUUAGUGGGGAUGACGUGAGGUCGUUUUACCAUGUGCGCGAGGUUGAUGUGCGGAAAUUGCUACUGUUGAGAACGCAGGUUGAUAUUGGUAUGAGCCAUGACUGGCCGAGACUUAUCGAGAGACAUGGUGAUGAGAAGAGGCUGUUUAGGAUGAAGCGGGACUUUGAGAAGGAGUCGUAUGAUGGGACUCUUGGGAACCCGGCGGCUACGUACGUGCUGGAUCGGUUAAGACCUCCGUACUGGUUCUCGGCGCAUAUGCACUGCAAGUUUUCCGCGCUCAAGAGGUUUCCUCCGCCGAGCGGUGGGCAGGUGGAUGAUGCUCCAAGUGCAGAGACUCCAGCAGAGCCGGUCACUCCGGCGCCGGCUCUAGUGCAGGCUGCCGAACCGCAAGCGAACCCCGACGAGAUCGACCUCGAUAUGGAUGAUGACGCUGCCCUAGCCGCUCCGUCUACGGAAGAGGCUGCUGCAACUACAACGACGGAGGCAACUUCUUCUGGAGUGGCCGACCACCUCCGAGCACAGCUCCCGGCCUCCUUUGCCAAGCCCGAAAAGAAGGAGAAGAGCACGCCGGGCCAACCCGUUCCCCCGGGCAUAACGAACCGAGAAACCCGCUUCCUCGCCCUCGACAAGUGCCUCCCUGGACGCCACUUUCUCCAGCUCUGUGAAGUCCACCCCCAUGACCCUGCCGAGUCCGCAAAGCACCCACCCUCUUCCGAGUCGCCCCGCUAUCGCCUCCAGUACGAUCCAGAAUGGCUCGCCAUAACGCGCGUCUUCUCCAAAGAUCUCAUAAUCGGCGACGCAGCCGCCUCCUACCCCCCAGACCUAGGCGAAGCCCACUACGCACCCCUCAUCGACGCCGAGCUCGCAUGGGUCAACGAAAACAUCGUCGCGAAGGACAAGCUCGACGUACCCGACAAUUUCGUUAUCACGGCGCCCCCGCACGAGGAGUGGCAGCCCCAUGCGGUUCCGGAGCAGGCGGACGAGUAUACGAAUCCGCAGACGGCGGCGUUUUGCGAGCUGAUCGAGGUGCCGAAUUUGUGGGAUGCGAGUGAGGUGGAGAGGGAGCAGAGGAGGAUGGAGGGGCCGGCGCAGACGCAGUGGAGGGGUGGACGGGGUGGGAGAGGUGGUGGUGGCGGCGGCGGCGGCGGCGGUAGGUUUGAUCGUGGGAGAGGUGGAAGAGGAGGACGACGGGGUGGAGGUGGAUGGGGCCGAGGGAGGGGUGGUGGAAGAGGUGGUGGAUGGGGAGGGGGCGGAUAUUGA
Scedosporium apiospermum is the source of this 1716-nucleotide messenger RNA. Its product is annotated as Lariat debranching enzyme. NCBI's taxonomy places the organism in Eukaryota, Fungi, Ascomycota, Sordariomycetes, Microascales, Microascaceae. The record is from RefSeq and is a predicted model, not a curated record. The transcript has 2 exons. Gene Ontology annotation, biological process: mRNA splicing, via spliceosome. Gene Ontology annotation, molecular function: RNA lariat debranching enzyme activity. The coding region runs from base 1 to 1716 and encodes 571 amino acids. Gene Ontology annotation, cellular component: nucleus.